Messenger RNA from Symbiodinium sp. CCMP2456, 435 nucleotides. The record is from the annotation of a GenBank genome assembly. NCBI's taxonomy places the organism in Eukaryota, Dinophyceae, Suessiales, Symbiodiniaceae.
AUGGCUCCGACGAACGACACGAUUGGACGUCCUUUUGUGAAGGAAGGUGUUGGUGAUAGCAGUGUGGUAAAGGUGUGGACAGUACCACAUGAGUUUGUUGGGAAGGUGGUCUUCGCUGUGAAUGACGCCGUUGGGAAUGCAGCGUCGGGCGUUGCUGACAACAUGGAAGUUGAGUCUGCUGCUGAGGUGGUGAUCGUCCCGGCGGAGCUGCUUUGCCGGCAGAAAGAAGGUGCUUCUGCCAGAGUAUCUGAGAAAGUGGUGUUGUGGGACAAGAGUAAAGAGAGGGAUGGCAAUAUGGCCAUUGUGAAGGUGCUGGCAAGUGCACUGGGGCGGUUGAUCUGGUUUCCAAUGUCGGUGGACCUGUCGCCAGUUGUGAAUGUGAUCUUGUACCCGUGGGUGUCGUGCGAAGACGACAGUGGUGGUGGGGGGGUGUAA